AUGGACUUACACGUUGAUGAGGUGAUCAAAGGUCUGUUUAACAAUGAGGCAUAUAAAAAACCCUCUGAUAAGAUUAAGCUGGAAGAUUUGGAAUUGAGACUGCCAGAAUGGUACGAUAAAAAGAAAUUCGAUCAAGGAAGGCGAUUCCAGCGUGACUUUUUCUAUAUGCAGUCUAUCGCAAUGAUGCUGGGCUUGAUAGCUGUGAUGGCCAUUCCCACUAUUCUGAAGGUUUUGGUCAGCACCAGGCGCUCUAACUCAUCGUUUACCGCCUUCAAGAGGUAUUGGUCUACGUUUUUACACAUUCAGAGCUGGCUAGGAAACGAGCUGAAGCCUGGGAGCUUAUCAUGGCGUUCCCUCCACGAAGUCCGAGCUCGUCACAUUAUGGCAGAUCGUGCUUGCAAACUAAAAGGCCAUGGAACAGUUUCUCAGCGCGAUGUAGCCUUCACCAUAUUUGGUUUUAUCGGCUUUAUGAUCCUCAAGCCUCAGAAACUUGGUAUAAGGCAGUUGCAGUCAGGGGAUUGGGAGGCUUUCAACCAUUUUUGGGGUGUGAUCGGGUACAUGCUGGGCUUAGAAGACAGGUACAAUAUAUGUCGAAAGAAUUUGGAUGACACCAGACAAAUAUGCCGUAUACUCCAAGACAGAAUAUACACGCCAUGUCUCAACAAUUCACCGGAAUAUUUUGAACACGCGGCCCACGUGAUGACAGUGGGAAUGAGCGCGAUCCACCCUGCCGUAGAGCACGAUUCUUUAGUUUUCUUCACCAAAUACCUCGCCGAUGUACCUGGGUAUAUUUACACUGAAAAGGACAGAAUAGAAUUACAAACGAAACUAAAGACGCAUCUUAAUGGAAAUUCCAUUGAAACAGGUAUAGACUCGUCGAAGUUACUGGAAAAGUGCCCCAUAGAUUUUUCACCACAGACUAAACCGACAGUUCUCUAUCUCCGAGAUUAUGACACUAUUGAAGAUUCGCCCCAAUACAAGCGCCUUCCAUUCGGUGCAAAGUUUAAAUUAUCUCUUUUAGAAGUAUUGCUGGCUGUCUAUAAUACCUAUAUUGGUCGGUUACUCCUAAAUCUACACUUCGCUUGCUACAUUUUCAUCGGAGAGUACUUGCCAUAUGUUGCCAUGUGGAGAUAUGGUGUAAAGGAUGCUUACAUUAGUUUAUUUAAGGAAACCCCGGCGGAUGAUUAUGUACCAAAAACUAAUUCGGAGUAUUAUAAGCGAAUGCCGAUACCUUGGUACAGGGAGCUUUUAAGCUGUGUGUCUUGGGGAUAUUUUGAAUAA
Messenger RNA from Leptosia nina, 1281 nucleotides. The record is from the annotation of a GenBank genome assembly. Lineage: Eukaryota; Metazoa; Arthropoda; Insecta; Lepidoptera; Pieridae.